AGUGUCAUGCUACAUUUGUGUGGUGUCCUUUCAAAUGGUUACAACGAGUGAUCAAAAGUGCAUACGAAAAGGUUUCCAAAAUGCUUAAGUUGUUCAGUAUCGAUUUUCCUUUCUUCAUGAUUUUACUUUUACAAAGUGUCCUGUGUGACGAAAGUUGUCGAGUACCUUUAGGUAUUAAGACGCCCGCUUUGCCUCCUGAUGACCGCUAUAUAAUCGAUAUUAAUCCUCCUGUGGAUAAUUACGUACCAGAAGGAACCUACACCGUUAUCCUUAAAUCUAAUGACGGGAAAGCCAAGUUCAUAGGUUUCACUAUUUGGUUGACGGGGCACAGCGCAGAAAAUCCUGACAACAAAAGGAAACCGAAGAUUUAUUUAGCUGGUCAGUUAUUACCGGAUGAUCCGCUGACGAAAUUUGGAGACCGAGAAUGUCCCAAUAACACAGUAAUUCAGACUAAUUUGGUACCUAAGGAUAUCGUGCAGGCCAAAUGGAAAGCUCCGCCCAAGGGCCAAGACUGCGUGACCAUCCACGCAAUGGUGGCGAUCAGAAACGACAUGUACUACAGCGGCCUGACGCGACGCGUGUGCGAGGACGUACGCAAACUUGAAGACAUGCCACCGGACGAAAGCCCUAAUUGCUCCGUGUGUGAAGAGGCCAGGUAUAAGAUAACAUUCGAAGGCCUAUGGUCUUAUAAUACCCACCGUCCCUUGUACCCUAUGUCUAACACGAGUACGCCCUCAUUCAGUGAUAUAGUGGGAGCAUCACAUAACAAAAACUUUAAAAUAUUUAUCAUCAACAAAGAGGCUUCCGAGGGAGUUAAAACACUUGCUGAACAGGGGAAUACUACAGUGCUGGAGUUAGAUAUGCAGGAAAAGAUUGGCAACAGUGUUCGAAGCAUAAUCAAAGCAACUAGGCCCCGCACUACAAAUGCGGCCACCUCCGCGAUAUUCCGUGUGAACCAGAAAUACCACCUUGUGUCGGUAGUGACAGCAAUCCUGCCUUCGCCAGACUGGUUCUUAGGGGCAUCCAACCUAGAACUAUGUAACGCGAGAAAUCCAAAUACGUGGACACCAAACAUAACUUAUAAUCUCUACCCAUUAGAUGCGGGAACCGACAAGGGAUCGGACUUUAAUUCAGCGAACGACAACCUCAUGCCUCCUCAGGCGAUAGGCAAUGUAAAAUUCCAAAACGCCCCCAAAGAAAUCAAGCCAUUCGCAAAGCUCCGCUUCGAGCUGAUAAGAACAUUUAAACUUACUCCGGACUGCUUGAAAAAUAACACUGAGACAUCCGGUGAGGAUGAAGUCGGAGGCGACACGACACGACACGACAGCACU
Messenger RNA from Cydia splendana, 1331 nucleotides. RefSeq names its product spondin-1-like. The transcript is spliced from 7 exons. The annotation marks the transcript as partial. The record is from RefSeq and is a predicted model, not a curated record. Gene Ontology annotation, cellular component: extracellular matrix. Gene Ontology annotation, biological process: cell adhesion. NCBI's taxonomy places the organism in Eukaryota, Metazoa, Arthropoda, Insecta, Lepidoptera, Tortricidae.